GGGCAAGAAAACAAAAUCUGGAUCGAAUUUUUUAAUUCGUAUUCCUAGCCAUGGUUGGUUAUUUAUGAAACAAGCAUGCUCAAGAUUAAAUCCUUUUGAUCAAAUUUGCAAUAUUUGCACCCUUCUACAAAAUUAAUGAUUGUAAUGUUAAAUUAGUAAUCAAAAUUAUGGUAUCGAAUAAUAUGGAAGAUGGGAGGAGGAGUUACAUCGGCAAAGCAUACAAUCAAGUGCUAGAACGGCUUCAAGGAUAUAAUGUUGAAGAAGUCAACCGUCCCGGUUUCAGGGACGAGCUGUGGAAUCACUUCCUCCGCCUCCCGGUCCGUUAUGCUUUGGAUGUAAACACUGAAAAGGCAGAAGAUGUUCUUAUGCACAAGAAAUUGCUUGAAUUGGCACAUGAUCCCAACAUCAGGCCAGUCUUUGAAGUCCGCCUAGUCCAGGGUUAUGCAUUUCAGGACAAUAUUGAUCACGAUUCGGACACGGUUGAAGCCCGCGAGCUUCAUACUUUACUGCACGAGAUUACGAUCUCUACAAUUGACCAGCCAAAACUCCUCACUCGGAUGACUGCCCUGCUUUCUGAGGUUGGUUUGGACAUAAGAGAGGCCUAUGCAUUUUCGACUUCAGAUGGUUACUCCUUGGAUGUCUUUGUUGUUGCUGGUUGGCCUUAUGAGGAAACUGACAGGCUCAUUCGCGCAUUGGAGGCGAAAAUUCCAAAGCUGAGAAAUUUGGGGAGCUUUUGACUCACCUCCUUAUAUGGUUGCCCGGAUCAAAUAAUAUAUAUUACUUGCUGCACAUAAUAAAUUUAUUUUAUUAAACUAAAACAACAUAACACAGUGAGUAUUUUUCUGAUUCUUAUAUGAUUGCUGCAAUAUGAUGGAGGCAAUAGCCUGCAAAAUAAGCACGCAUGGUUGAGCCACUGUAAGUUGUAAUUGGUGUACAUGUUUUGUUCAAGAACUGUUUCCCAUUAUAUAACAUAGCUUUGAGUAUGUUAACAAUUUACACUGCGGAGUUUGGAACAUGAAGGUGAAAAUCCUACCGUCAAACUACUACUCUCAAAAAGGCUCUGUGAGAAGAAGUUGGAC
Messenger RNA from Oldenlandia corymbosa var. corymbosa, 1079 nucleotides. Lineage: Eukaryota; Viridiplantae; Streptophyta; Magnoliopsida; Gentianales; Rubiaceae. The record is from the annotation of a GenBank genome assembly.